Notolabrus celidotus (New Zealand spotty) is the source of this 3879-nucleotide messenger RNA. It is a transcript of the gene cherp, whose product is annotated as calcium homeostasis endoplasmic reticulum protein. Gene Ontology annotation, molecular function: RNA binding. Gene Ontology annotation, cellular component: perinuclear region of cytoplasm. Gene Ontology annotation, biological process: intracellular calcium ion homeostasis; RNA processing. Bases 151 to 2919 code for a protein of 922 amino acids. The transcript has 20 exons. Lineage: Eukaryota; Metazoa; Chordata; Actinopteri; Labriformes; Labridae. The record is from RefSeq and is a predicted model, not a curated record.
UAUUGUCGUGGCGCAGCUUCUGUAUCACAAUACUUCCGGUGUAAGUUACAGGGCAAGGGAGAGGAUUUAUUUCACAUUUUAUAUCAUUUUAGCAACAUAUAAAACAAGCUGAGGGUUCUUAGGAGUAUCCAUUCAGCGGGUUCCCCAAACAUGGAUAUCCCAAAUCCCCCUGAAGAUCAAGAACUGAGGAAUGUCAUUGACAAGCUGGCCCAGUUUGUCGCUCGGAAUGGGCCAGAGUUUGAGAAGAUGACAAUGGAGAAACAGAAGGACAACCCUAAGUUCUCUUUCCUCUUUGGAGGGGACUACUUCAGCUACUACAAGUGCAAGCUCGCUAUGGAGCAACAGCAGCAUCCCUCUGCCCACGAUGGAGAGGAAUAUAAAUCUGAAGACAUGUACAUCCCAGGCGCUAAAGAUGUGGUUGAUAUUCCUCCUCCAUCGAUACCGAUAAUUGCUCCGCCUACAAUUCCUCCACCCUCUGGGCCCUCUAUUGAUGAACUUGUUCAACAGAGCCAAUGGAAUCUGCAGCAGCAGGAGCAACAUCUACAUACUCUCAGACAGGAGCAAGUGACCGCAGCCAUUGCGCUGGCUACAGAGCAGCAGACCCAAAAACUUCUGCUGGAAACCGGGUUAGACAUCACAGAGUUUGACAACCUUCUGCAGCCCAUCAUAGACACCUGCACCAAAGAUGCAAUCUCUGCUGGUAAGAACUGGAUGUUCAACAAUGCCAAGAGUCCACCACACUGUGAACUGAUGACAUCGCAUCUUCGCAACCGCAUCGCUGUUGAUGGAGCGCAUUUUGAGCUUCGCCUACAUCUAAUCUAUUUAACCAAUGAUGUCCUCCACCACUGCCAGCGGAAGCAGCAAAAGGACCUGCUGGCAGCACUGCAAAAAGUUGUAGUUCCCAUCUAUUGUACCAGCUUUCUGGCUGUAGAGGAGGAGAAGCAGCAAAAGAUCACAAGGUUGUUGCAGCUUUGGGAGAAGAAUGGAUACUUUGAUGAGGAGACCAUUCAACAGCUUCAGAAUCCAGCACUUGGCCUCGGCCAAUACCAGGCAUCUCUGAUAACAGAGUAUGCUGGUGCGGUGCAACCAAUCCAGUUGGCUUUCCAGCAGCAGAUUGCAGCUUUGAAGACCCAGCAUGAAGAGUUUGUUGCCACCCUGAAGCAGCAGCAUCUGCAGCCUGCCCCUGUAGCACAGUUACCUUCCCCUGCUGAAACUGAAAAAGCCCCACCAAUGACGACGCAGGCUGGGGAUGUGAAACCACCUAUGUCAGGUCUUCCUCCAGGAGAGUUUGAUGGAGCGUCAUCUAGACCACAGGACCCCAGCAACCCCAGUGGACCCUCAGAUAUCUCCUCCAACAAGCCCGGAUGGUUUGACCCCCAACACAUUGGCCCCUGGAACCCCAACCAGCCGGUAAAGCCUCCUUUCGAUCCAAAUCAUCCUCCCCCACCUUGCCCUCCUUGGAACAGCCAUGAGGGAAUGUGGAAUGAGCAGAGGGAUCCUGGGAACUGGAGUGGAGCUCCACCCAGAGAAGGUGGCCCCUGGAGUGGUCCAGGUGGGCCUGACCAAGGCCCCCCAUCUUGGAACUCCUUUGACCAGCAACCACCAUGGGGAAACCAGCCUGAGCAGCCUCCAUGGGGUCAGAGGGAGCCCCCCUUUCCUCCUCGCAUGCAGAGACCUCCCCACUUCAGAGGACCCUUCCCUCCCCACCAGCAGCCCCCUCCUUUCAAUCAACCUCCCCCACCACCUCACAAUUUUGGACGCUUCCCCCCACGCUUCAUGCAGGACGACUUUCCACCCAGACACCACUACGACAGGCCGCCAUACACCCCACACCGCUUCGACUACGCUCAGGGAGAGUUUCCAGGAGCUGAAAUGCCAGGCCCUCCUCCACAUCACCAUCCCAAUCAGAGGCUCCCUCCACCAGGUAUGCCAGCUGAACAUCCCCCCUGGGGUGGAGGGCAGCAUCAAGAGUUUGGCCCACCCCCACAUGGCUUCAAUGGCCAUUCGCCUCAUAUGCGUCAUCGGCAGCAGCAAGUUCAAGACGACCCCAGUCUGGUUCCAAAUGUACCCUACUUUGACCUGCCAGCUGGCCUGAUGGCUCCACUGGUUAAACUUGAAGACUAUGAUUAUAAACCUCUAGACCCAAAAGACAUCCGGCUGCCUCCUCCAAUGCCACCCAGUGAUCGAUUACUAGCUGCCGUUGAAGCUUUCUACAGCCCUCCAUCGCAUGACCGGCCGAGAAACAGUGAAGGCUGGGAGCAGAACGGCCUGUAUGAGUUCUUCAGGGCCAAGAUGAGAGCCAGGAGGAAAAAGGGACAGGAGAAACGCAACAGUGCACGUGGAGGCAGCCGUUCCAGGAGCCACUCUCGCAGUAGAGGGAGAUCGUCUUCUCGCUCCAGCUCUCGUUCUUCAAAGUCCUCCAGGUCCAGGUCCCGCUCAUCUCGUUCCCAAUCGCGCAGCCAGUCACGCUCCUACUCCCGGUCCAGGUCAAGGAGCCGAUCCAGGUCAUCUCGAAGUCGGUCUCACUCCAGAUCACGCUCCCGUUCACAUUCUCCCAGCAAGAGGCGGCGUGGUCAGAAAUCCCGGAGCUCGUCCCCAGCCUCCACAUCAGCGGUGGGUACCACUUCUUCUAAAGGGACUCCAGAUAGCCGGCUGGGGGAGGAGAACAAAGGCCAUCAGCUGCUGAUGAAAAUGGGCUGGAGUGGCUCAGGUGGUUUAGGGGCCAAAGAACAGGGCAUCCAGGACCCCAUCAAAGGAGGAGACAUCCGGGAUAAAUGGGACCAGUACAAAGGCGUGGGGGUGUCACUGGACGACCCCUAUGAGAACUAUCGCAGGAACAAGAGUUACAACUUUGUUGCCCGCAUGAAGGCGAGAGAGGAAGUCAAUCGGGAACCUCCGGAGGCUCCUCCAGCUGAGUGACAUCAUCAAAUGGCAUCAGAUAUUCUACUCAUGUUCCCAUGUCCAGCUUGACACCCAAAAUUGGAACUUCACUGUAUGUUUUUAGUCCAAGAUUCUACUCAACAGUCCUUAAUCCUUCGUCUUAUGCUCAGAAACCAGAAACCAAUGAUGUUAAGUUCCACAGUACAAGCACAGCCUCAGAAAUAGUGAAAGCUUUUUAUUUUGCUCUAUUCAACGAGCUGAGAAGGAAGAAUCAGAAAAGCCGAUUAUCACCAGCAACAGGGCAAAAUGUAAACUGAAAAUGUGAGUACGUCAUUCUUUUAGUCUUGAAAUAAAUUGUAAUGAUGAACAUGGAUUGCAUCAUUCACUAUUUCACUCCCUAUAAUUUGGUAUUGAGUCUCUUCAAAGGGCUUAAGGCCUCCUUUAGUGUGAAGGCUGAUCACAUCAAUCAUAGCAGAAAAUAUAUGGGACAAGGCCGUCCUUUUGAAAGCAAACUAUGACAUUUAUUCUUUCAAGUCAAUAGUUAAAUAGAGGAGUUUGUAAGAGUAUUUUAAUUUUAAGUUAAUUUAAUGUCUCCCCUACGUUGCUAGGGGGUCAACAAACUCAAUCUAUUUCCCCCCCCCAUCGUUCAUUUACUGCUUAAAGUUUCAUUUGCAAAAGAUUUUCAAAUAACGAUGAAUGAAAAAUCACCUUUUCAUAAAAAGUGACCCGCUCUGUAAUGAACAGACUUUACUCUGUUAGUAUUUUCUGUUUAAUAAGUGAUGAAAAACGAAUGAAAACUGCUUACUGUGGAUGGUGUCAGAAAUAUCAUGGGUGGUCUGUGAAGAGAUGAGUGAAAGGAUUUUGUCUUUUGUGUGAACUAACUUUAUGAUCUUUGUUUUUUGCUGCUGACUAUUGUGAUACUUUUUCAUGUUAUGACUUCUUCUAUGGAGAUAUACCUGUCAUUGAGUUGUAGUAUCAAAAUAAAUCACACAAAACCAA